GCCGGGGACGCCGCCGCGCGCCAGUUCGAGAUGGCCAUCAACGGCAAGCUUUGGAGCAAGGCGCCCUUCACGCCGCAGCACCUCGUGUGCGACGCCUUCUUCAACAGCGAGGCCCACCGUGGGUUCGGCGGCGACUACAACAUCACCCUCAACGCCACGGCCAACUCCACGCUGCUGCCCACCAUCAACGCCGCCGAGUUCUUCUCCGUCGUCUCCAUGACCAACGUCGCCACGGACUCCAAGGAUGUUGCCGCCAUGGCUGCGAUCAAGGCCAAGUAUGAGGUGAAGAAGAACUGGGCGGGUGACCCGUGCGCUCCCAAGACUCUCGUGUGGGAAGGGCUGAACUGCAGCUAUGCCAUUUCAAUGCCUCCAAGAAUCACAAGAUUAAAUAUGUCAUUUGGCGGUUUGAGCGGCGGCAUACCAUCUCAUUUCUCCAACCUCAAAGCAAUCAAGUAUUUGGACUUGUCGUACAACAACUUUACAGGACCAAUUCCUAAGGCUCUUUCAGACCUACCCUUCCUCGUUGUGCUGGACUUGACUGGCAACCAGCUUAAUGGAUCCAUCCCCUCUGGGCUUAUGAAGAGAAUACAAGACGGCUCCCUAACUCUAAGAUACAGCAAAAAUCCAAACCUUUGCAGCAACGGCGGCUCUUGCGAGCCCACCAAAAAGAAUAGCAAAUCCAUGCUUGCCGUGUACAUUGCUGCUCCAAUACUUGCAGUUGUGGUGAUAGGAGCACUGGCAGUGCUACUUCUUCUCAUAAUGACAAAAAAGCAAGGAUCAAGAAAGGGCAGUGUGAAGCCA
Molecule: messenger RNA, 801 nt
Organism: Triticum dicoccoides
Lineage: Eukaryota; Viridiplantae; Streptophyta; Magnoliopsida; Poales; Poaceae
Product: probable LRR receptor-like serine/threonine-protein kinase At1g05700
Exons: 7
Molecular function (GO): protein binding
Source: RefSeq, a predicted model, not a curated record